This is a messenger RNA of Podarcis lilfordi (Lilford's wall lizard), 19064 nucleotides long. Lineage: Eukaryota; Metazoa; Chordata; Lepidosauria; Squamata; Lacertidae. The record is from the annotation of a GenBank genome assembly.
GUCAAGGCAGGCUGGAUGCAAUGUUAAUAGAAGGAGAAUCCCACCCCCGUUUGCCUUCCGCUAGCCCAUAUGACUGGUGCAGAGAGCCAGAGGAUUUGCUGUGUGAGCUGGCUGGCUUGGUGCCACAAAGGCACGUCCAAGGCCUGGCUAUUCAGAAAGGAUGCUUAGCUGUAGCAAAGCCCUUUGAGAUCUCUCUGUCUUGAAUGGAGGGAGGAACUAGCAUUGCUGAAGGUGACUGAUGCUCCCAUUUUUAGAUGCAUUCCCACUCCAUACCCAGCUAGUCCUCUUGGGCUGACAUCACAGGAUCCACAGAGCUAUUUAAACUGCAGCCGGGCAGAGCCAGCCUGAGCUGAGGAUCCUGCCUACAUCUGCUGACUUCCCCUCUGCUUCAUUCCCAGCAGGAGACACGGAGAGAACAUGCCCCCAAAGAAGGAUGCCCCAGUGAAACGGCCAGUACCCCCGCCUGCCAAACCAGCAGCUAAGCCAGCUCUAGCGAAGCCAGGAGCCCCGGCAGCUAAAGGCAAAGCACCAGAACCAGCGCCAGCAGCACCAGCAGCACCAGCAAAGCCCAAGGAUCCCCCAAUUGACCUCUCCAAAGUUGUGGUGAGUGAGACACGGUUGAAGGGACAGGACACCUGAGGGAACCCUUCUCUUCUUGGGAAGGAAGCCGGUUAAAGGCAGCAGCAGGAGGGGGUGGCCAGGAUCUUAGGCUAUUUUAUCUGGCUCUAAAGUGUUUUCUAUCCUUUUACUAAAUAGUGCUUUGUGGGAUGAUAUUAUUGUAGAAGAGAACUAAUUUGAGAAGUGUUGCAGCAGGGCAUUACAAGUGGAUAAAGGGAGGUUACAGGUUGCAAUAAUUAAUUAGGUGCACCCUUAUAUGAAUUAGUGGGUGCGAAGAGGGGCCUAAAUAAAUCAAGGCAGCUAUCACCAUUUUAGAAGCCAAGCCUAGCCCUGUUCCACUCACAGACACCCACCCAGCCCAACUCCACAGAAGGUGUUUGGAGUAUUAAAUACGUUUGGGCUUGAAUAAUAUCCUCAGCCCGGGCAGAGACAGACGAUAGUUUUUAACAGAAUUGAAAGUGAUUUGAAAGAGGCUUCACUUCUCGUGGUACACACAUUUCGUUUGCCUGUUUUUCUUAUCAAACAGAUUUUUGAAACGAUACAAAGCCACUUUAUUUGAGGCAAAUGGUGGGAUGAAUGAACAACAUACCAUGGAAAGAGAUUCUUCUUUCAGACCACCAGCUCUCUGAAAAACUUGUCAGGCUCCAGGCUUCCGUAAACUACUUUCCAACUCCCUUGAAGCAGUCAGGUAUUUCCCCCUGGCAGAAAGAUCAGAAUGAGUCAAAGCCAAAGUAAAACUCAAUUGACAGGAGCAGCAUGUGCUUAUGCACACACAUUACCUAUAAAGCUGGCCACCAGACAAUCCCAUUCCUAUGGGAUACCCAAAUAGCUGGCAAGAUCCCGCUGCAUUAUCUCCAAGCUAGACAGCCUCUCUCAUGAACAGCAAGGGACCAAGUAGGUGUCAACUGGGUGUCAAUUGAAAGGUACUGAUGGCAUGUAUAACUCUUAUCUGAUCUGUUUAUUUUCAUUCCUUUUUACUGAAUCCCCAUAUUCAGUUUUACAUUUUGCAGAAACUUCAUAUGUGUUUAAAUUUGCCCAGCUAACUGUGGCUGGAACCAAAACAUGGGAAAUCUGGCCUCUCUUAUUGGAAGUGGUCAGCACUGGGUCUGAAGCAACAGAAAAUAAAAUGGAAUGAACUACCGUAGGAUUUAAUUGCAACUUAUUUCGUUGUCUCCAGAUGAGACAGCUGAUCUCCCUGAGUUUUGCUGCUCUUUAAAUGAUUUGUUUCAUUUACCCUCACAGCUAUUGCUCCAUGUUUUUCAGAGAGGCAGCUAAGGAGCAUAGACGCUUGGUUAAAAAGCUCUAGUGAAUUGUACAUCAGCAAGGAUUUGGGUCUAAGUCUCCUUGGUUCAAGGCUAACACUAUCUGUGGACUAAAUGAUACAGUGUUGGGAACUGGAGCUCCAUAUGGGAAAUGAGAAUGUCUAAAAUCAGGCAUGUUUCUUUCUCAGUCCAUUCUGAGUUCAUUGUGUGCCUUCAAGGCUGCUAAUGAAUUCUAGUUUUAAAAAGAAAGAAAGAAAGAAAGAAAGAAAGAAAGAAAGAAAGAAAGAAAGAAAGAAAGAAAGAAAAGGCAGGACAAUCACUGUGCAAGGUGUGGAUUUGUGUGAAGCUAAGUUGGCUACUUGAUCACACUCUAGACUUUUAGUCAUGAUAAAUAAUUAGCCCUCCAUGUCAAAAGGCAGUGUGUUUUGGGGUUCCAGGUGGUGGGGGCAUCCAAAGACUUCUUGCUGACUGCUAUUGGGAACAGAAUGAUGAAUUCGAUUGCCCUUGUUCUCCAACUUUUGUGCUGACAUUCAGUGAAUUUCCCCAGUUUGAAUUUAGUUUUAUGGUGCAUACGAGAUAUAAAUAUAGUUAUAUCCUCAUAUUUAAAGAUGCUUAAUCUAGGUUUAUCAUUAUUUUUUUCCUGACACAAACUUUUUUGCUGGCACAAAUUCAACAGGUGCCGCUUCCCCAUCACUAUCUCUCUGUGCUGGGGGAAAGCUGUACCUGCUGGAUUUUGGUCUGCCAUGCAGCUGGGUAAGGCUACAAAUAAAUGGUAACAAAAUUAAGAAAUGGGUCUCCUUAUGCAUGUUUAGCCUAAAGGUGGGUGAAACAUCUGAAAUGGCUGAAGACUAUCAGCCUGCGCAAAGCUGCACUACAGUGUGCUAGGUAGCUAAGCAUAGAGUUGAGUCUGGGUCUUUCAUACAGUAUUUAAAAGGAAGUUCCUUCCUUGACCUCUGCACCACACCAGACCUCAAGGCCUUUAGGGUUCAUAGCUUCAUGGAAAGCUGGAGCUUCUUCUUCAGUUCUUAGUGUAGGGCUGCCUGCCGUACAUCUGGACAUAACCGGGAUCAGGCCCUCGGAAGCAGUGUCCAGGCAGAAAGUGUUGAAAUGUCUGGCGAAAUCUGGAAGUGUAGCUUUUGGCGAAUUUUCUUUUCUCCCUAACAAGAUUUUGCAAAAAGAAGCUCAACAACUUUUGUGUCCGGAUUUUCACUUUCUGAAGUAUGGCAACCCUGUCUUAGUGCUGCUUUUAGGCAGCCAGGAAAUAAAGUCCAUUUCCCCAUCUCAACAGACAAUGGUGAGUGGGAAGGGCAGCAAGCUAAGGUUAGCGGGUUAGAGGGGCAAGAUAAAUUUAGCAAUUGAAAGGGCUCCUGUUAUUUUAACGACAGGUCCGAACAGCAGGCGCAAAAGCCUGGUAUUUGGCCUGCAUUCUCAGAAAGCCCAGCCAGGGACAGGUGGCCACCAGCGGGGGUGGGGUGGGGGUGGGACUUAGCAUAUUCCCCGCUUUUUACAGGGAACAGUUAUUUCAAUCCUACCUCUGUCCCUUUGCUGGGAUGCCACCUUCUGAGACUGGGAGGAUCAAGUUGCGGGAGGAUUGGGGCAUUCAGUCAACAGCCAUGUCCUCGUAACGCUGCGGGAUUCCUGAAACAGUGAGGUAGGGGCUUCAAUAAGGAGAGUGAUGGCAGAGAGGGGAAAGCGAGCCCUUAUUUAAACCCACUCUAGAUUCCAGCCCUAGAAACCUCCUGCUGAACUGGCCUCCCUGGCGCCUUAAGCAUCUCCUCCUCAUGUCUUUGCUGGUCACAAGGCUGAAAGAGUCAGCGAGAGGCCGGCCUCUGAUGCAGGAAGAGGCAGUCUGGCCUAGCAGUUCCAGGCCUGGCCACAGCAGCACCUGCAUGCGCGGCGAAGAACCGUUCUUGGUCCCACAUAACACGCAGGGUUCAUUUGCACUGUCCACGGGCCGCAGAACAACCAGAAAAAAGAGUACCUGUAAAAUGUGCAGAUCCACAAUGAUAAAUAGAAAUAGAAAUCCUUUUUUGUCACUUGUACAACCUGUACAAGUUGACGCGAGUGGCUCUGUGGGUUAAACCACAGAGCCUAGGACUUGCCGAUCAGAAGGUCGGCGGUUCGUAAUCCCCGCAAUGGGGUGAGCUCCCGUUGCUCGGCCCCUGCUCCUGCCAACCUAGCAGUUUGAAAGCACGUCAAAGUGCAAGUAGAUAAAUAGGUACCGCUCCGGUGGGAAGGUAAACGGUGUUUCCAUGCGCUGCUUUGGUUCACCAGAAAUGGCUUAGUCAUGCUGGCCACAUGACCUGAAAGCUGUACGCCAGCUCCCUCGACCAAUAAAGCGAAAUGAGCGCCGCAACCCCAGAGUCGUUCACGACUGGACCUAAUGGUCAGGGGUCCCUUUACCUUUAGCUUUACAACUUGUAUACAGUGAGAUUACAUGAGCUCCCCCCACUCAUCUUGCUUAGUCUUAAUUCCCCUUGUUUACUGACGCACACCCACCAAACCCGAAAGUCAGUUGCCCUGUUGUUAUCUUUUCAUUCAGCAGCCUAACAGCCCACGGAUAGAAGCUGUUCUUUACCCUGUUGGUGUAACUAAUCAUGCUUCUAUAUCUUCAUCUGCAGUGUCACAUGUCGCAAAACUAAAAAUCCAGAGUUCACCCUGCUUUCCCUCCACUCCUGCCCUGUGCUCCAAGCCUCCCCAUGAGCCGGCCAGCCUUAGGCUGAGUCCCAUCUCCAGCCACACAUAGCCACACAUGUGUAGUCUUGGGGGAAACGCUUCCUGCCUCCAGGAUCUACUCCCAAGGCCCGUGGGAAGCAAGAUGAACAGAAGCAAGAGUUGUUAUCUUUUGUAAACCUCACAGUUGGGGCAGGCCAGGACGGAACAAAUAUAUGGAGCCCUGUACUGUACAGUGAGAUGCCUGGAUCACAGCCUUUUUGGGCCCCUGGGAGCUGCCACAGGGGACUGAGGGGUUUGGGGUGCUUUCAGACUCCGGGUGGAAUACACCUAACCUUUACACAGAGUAGACCCAUUGGCAUUAGUAAGUGAAGUCAUGCUCGUUAAUUCCAUCCUCUGGCUCCAAGAUUGCUCCUCUCUUGUAAGCAAUAAGCGGAACUGCAGUUGUCUUUCCGCAUGAUCAUGAGCCUUCCUGCACUUUUUCUCUGUGCAUAGUUUUCCAUGUUCCGUCCACACCAGCUCCUGUGAGUGACAAUGGGGAAGCUUCAAUUCACCAUUUGAAGCUCAGCACACCUUUGUGGUGGCCAACAUCUUAUCACCCUGCUCAUUUCCCCCACUGAUCUUUUUAGCAUAUAACAUUUUUCUGGCUAUAUUUUGUUCAGUUUUUAAACAAAAAAUGUGAUGCAUUAAAACAAACAAACCAGAAACACAUAUUAUCCUAAUUAAAAGGAUCAAUUUAAAAAUGAAUAAAUGUGAUAAAAUGACACCCACUGCAAAGUUUAUAGUGAAAGUGUGAGAGAUUCGCCUGAGUUGUUGGUCCCUGCCAACAUGCAAACUCUGCCCUUUAAGAGAUAGUGCUAAGGGAAUCUGCAGCUACAGAGAGUGCUCUACUCUUCUGUACUUCUGAAAAAAGCAAAGACUUUGUCGGAAAAAAAGGCAUAUAUAAUGCAGGGAAGACAGAGGAUAGACAUUAAUGGACAGUGAUGCCAUGUGCAUGUCCUGUGAAAAGUAAGUGUAUGGAGAGUGGCAGUUCCACACCUGGGUCUGCAAGCAUCCCUGGACAGCUUCUGCAUGAGGCAUUGAAACUGGAAUUGACCUGCCUUCUGCACUGACAUUUUAUAGGGACCCACGUGCAUCAUCAUCCAUUUGUAAUACUUUACCCCUAAUGGAUAGAAUUCAUUAUUAUCAUUUUAAACCCAGAAGAGAAGCACAGUCUCCAGAGGGAAAGAUGCUCACAGCGGUACUCUUCCAACUUGUGCAAGAGGUGUGGUUUCUAUGUGUACAGCAGCAUUGGGGGCAUAAAUGAGCCCUAUCAUUCUGCCCCCCACCACUUCCCAUACCUAAGCACGCUUUGACUAUCUGGUAAGGCCAUUCCACAUAUUUUAAAACACUGAUUACUUAUUUGAAUGAAUGUGCUGGAAAUGAACAUACAGUAAGCCCUAUAUCUUAUCUAAUUGCUCUGUGCUGCUUUAAAAUGUGGGUUUUUAACCGUGUAAUUUUAAAUUUGUGAAAUAUUUAUAACAUUGUAAACAGCUUUACCUUGCACAACUCUGAGAAAAGCUGCCAGUCUCAUUUUAUUUAUAUAUUUUAUCUUAAAAGCUCUCAUACCCUUUUCAUUAAUGCAUUUAUGAAUCUCAAAGUGGUUCACAAUAUGCAGCAGUUCUGCUGUCCCACUGGAACUGAACUCAGGAAGUGAAUUAGCAGAUGAAGAGGCAAGUGAAGAAAUCCAGCAGCCGCUGGGAGACUCUGAAUGAACAUGUGAAGACUCAGCAGGCACCAUCGCUAGAGAGAGAGAGUGACCUGGCCUGACCACUGGCUCCUCUGGACUCUUCAGGGGAUUCAGGUUUUAGCAUAAAAUUUGGAGGAGUUCUGGGGAACUGAGUCUCCACAGUUGGGAAGGAAGGGAGAGAAAUGGGAAAGCAUAUUUUUGCCUCUUUGUUUGUUUACUGACAAAGUACUUGCGCAACAUUGCAGGAGAGUGAGUAUUUUUUAUUUUAUUUUAUAAGGCUGAGGAAGCAAGUUGCCCUUUCUCAGUGGCAGGAAGGAAAGUGAAAAGCUGCUGGAUCUCUCAUCGGGAGUCCAGCCAGUCAGUCAGCAGCAGACCUCUUGGCCCAAGGCUUCAGAGGAGCUGAGUGGGCAGGGAGCAGGGUGGGAUGAAUUGCCUCCUUGCAGAGAGAAGGAGAGAGAGGUGAAAUUGCAACUCCCCAACUGCCUUGGAGCUGGGGUAGGAGGGGAGGGUGUGGAAAUCUCCUUGGCAUGCACUGCCUUUGCAACACUCUGUUUACUCUCUCUCUGUCUCUCCAUCCUUCACGGGCCCUCCUCCUGCCCUUUAAUAACCUCAACUGUGAAAGGCAGUCAUCUCUCAAGAACCUAGAAAAACAUUAGAAAGUAGCUGGGUUGGCUCACAAGGAAAAUUCCAAAACCCAUUUUAGGGCAAUGCCUUUAAGAGGCCAACCAAAAUGAUACAAAACAGUGUGCAAGCUUUCAAGUUCCACAGAACUGUUUUCCACCUGGCCUGAUGAAGAAUUGUGGAGAACUUGGGAAGCUUGCGUGCUUUUUUUUGUGACAGGUUGGUUGGACGAAAAAUGGUAUACUCCAAUAUGGAUUUGGAAGUUCUUUAAAAGUCUUGAGGUGAGAGUGAUAGAAUGGAGGGAGGGGAAGGAGAAUGAAUUGUCGCACACAACUGUGUCUCACCCACUGAUAUGAAUGGAACAUAGCAGAAUGUGGACACACAAAAUAAAAUCCCUGGUACUCGGGAAAAGCAAUUGCAAUUCCACUUCUGGUUUACCACAAAGAAACCAAGAUUGUAUCUUUCUAGGCGCUCCUUGUCUUGGAAACACCCUUUGUUUGAACAGAUUGAGAGAGAGGUCUGAGGAGAACUGAAAAUUGGAGAAGAAACCAGAGAGACAGAGAACGAGAGUAAAAAUGAACCAUUCAGAGAUGACCAUGGAGGAGACAUUUGUGAUAUAUAGACACACAGGUGGCGAACCUUUCUUAGUGUGAGGGCUGCAUUCUCUCCUGAGGUAACUUCUGAGGGCCUCCUAGUGAUAGGCAGGGCCAGAGUAAUGGGUGUGACUCUUUUCUUUGUACAAGAGGUUGCAUUCCAGUCAUGGGUAUAGCCAGGAUUUUUGUUGGGGGGAACAGGACUUGGUUGGGGAGCAGGACUUUUUUGGGGGGCAGAACCGACGUGAUUGGUCAGUUAAGUAUUUCUAUUGUUUUACUUGAUUGGGGGGCAUCCCCCCUGACCCCCCCUUGGCUACGCUCAUGAUUCCAGCCACAAUAAAGCCAGAGAUUUCUACACUCAUCUCAAUAUCCAGGCUAGCAAGAGCCAAUAUCACAGUCAAAGAGUUUGACGAAGGCACAGAGCGAGGAGUCGUCUGCAGAAAGGGGGUGGCCUAGGGAGAGUCCUGAGAAUUUGAUCUGAAUAAGCAAAAUCCCUAACCCUGAUGGAUUGUGUAGGUAUUUUUGAAAAAAUGCAACAAUACAAAUGUCCAGUAUGGCCAUCAACUCUAAACAGGUUGACCAUUUUUUACACAUCUACUCGCCAAUGAAAAUUAAAUGGUCAAAUGUUAAAAUGGACAAAAUACAUAGCAUAGCUGCCCUGUUCCAUCUUUAGUUUCUCUUUGGGAGCUUUAGCAUCUGCUCUGGCCACUCAUCUCUGGCUGAAGAAGUUUUCUGCGAGUCCUAAUGCUUCCUUUUUAUAACUUGGCAUUUCUAUCAACAACUUGGGCUUGACCACCUUCCUGUCACCUUGCCCAGUCUCUCUCUCACUUCAAUACCAUUUCCUGUGACUGUCAUGAUCUCCAACCACUUUCUUUCUUCUUUGUAGAUUGAAUUCACUAAGGAGCAGUUGGAAGGUAAGCCAAUUUGAUUGUCCAAAGGCAGCAGGAUCAAGCUUUCCUGAGAUAGAUGCAGAAGCACUGACAUCGCAUGCACCCUGCAGCAUGCUGACAUUGUACAUGCAUGCGCCCUGCACCCACAGUCGCGGGGCUAAGUUGGUGUGCCUGGAUGCACAUAAGUGCAUGAACUUUCACCUGGUGGCAAAACUAUUUCUGAUUCACUUCUACAGCCCACCUCAAACAAAAUACAGUGGUACCUCGGGUUACAUACGCUUCAGGUUACAGACUCCGCUAACCCAGAAAUAUUACCUCGGGUUAAGAACUUUGCUUCAGGCUGAGAACAGAAAUCGUGCUCCGGCGGCGUGGCGGCAGCAGGAGACCCCAUUAGCUAAAGUGGUGCUUCAGGUUAAGAACAGUUUCAGGUUAAGAACGGAGCUCCAGAACGAAUUAAGUACUUAACCCGAGGUACAACUGUAACUGCUUUGUGUGCAUCUUGGUGUUUACUUUUUACUUCCUAAAACCUCUUAGUUUCUUAGGGACUGGGAGCUGUUAUCAAAAGCAAUGGCCCCGUAUCACCUUCUCUCCCCAUAACAUUUAGAACACCAAAAAGCACAACAUGAUGCCAGUGUUCUGCAAGGUCCUCCCACCCCCACUUCAUUUAACUGGCUGCUGGGAAACCUGAAGUGGUGAUGAGAUCACAUCACAAUUUUUGUAGUACUAGAUAUAACCGGGAGUGGGAGAGGAGUUACAGCUACUUCUGGUCUCAUGGCAUAAGCAGCGGAGAAAGGAGUUGCUAGAGUCAAGAGACUGGAAACACAGAAGCCUAGUCCAUCCUCUUGGACAGUCACAUAAUGUAUCCCUGCCCCAGCUUCCUCCUCACAUAGACUCCAGUCCUCCAGGUUCAGACUGAGCAAACAGUAAUUACAAUUGUCCUUUCUUCCCCAAUACACCUUUGUAAGCCACUCAGUAUUGUCACACCUUUAGUUUCAGCUUUCUGAUCUGACAUCUCCAUGCACAAAUGCACACACACACACUUUUAUUUCAAAGGCAUUCAUAAUUUCCCUCAUGACACAAAAGAAAUUAUAUAUUUUUUCUGGCUUUCUCCACGACCACUUAACAGUAAUUCUUAUUUUUAAAUCUUAUAUCAAUAAACUGAUUUUCUACCCCAAAAGCCCUGACGCGGAUUACAAUAUAUGUGGGUUCUUUAGCUGGGAGCAGCAACCGUUUAGACUGCAAUCCUUGCCACACUUUCCUAGAAACAAGUCCCAUUUAACUCAAUGGGGCUUACUUCUGAGUAGACAUAUACAGGACUUCAGCAUUAAUAAACUUGGAAAGUGGUUUUACAUUUACACUUGUAAUGCAGGCAAGUCCUUAGGAAGCCUCACCAUGCUCACCAAACCAUCCCUCUAUUAUUUUGAAAGCUGCCCUAAGCAUUGUGAGAGAAAGAGUGUACAUAUUUCCAACAAACAGAACAUUGUAAUCACCUAUAGGUGCCUGAUUUAACUAUCUUGCACUUUCAAUUGCCCUUACCACUGACACCUUCUUUAGCAACUUGAAGCUCAGUUAGUGGAGGAGUUGGGGGCCUGGGUAUCUGAGAGAUGCAGUUCCUGUUGGUGUGCCUGAUUAGCCAUGCCUUUGUGCUGUCCAAGGUUGCUACGGGAUUAGAGGUGCUGUCUAAAUAUAAAAAUGAUUCCUUGGCAACUAAAACCCUCCCAAGAUCAAGGUGAUGCCCCUUUGGAAGGAAGGUCCCUGAGAUCCUUCUUUCAUUUAGAGCAAGAAUAGCCAGUGUCUUCCUUUCAAGAUCGCCAUCAUCGUUUUCUCUUUAGACGCAUCCCAAGCGGAGCUUGCCCUUUGGGUAGGCAGCAGCCUCCCUCCCUCCCUUCAUAUUGGCUGUGAUGAGUGAUAGAAACUGGGCAGGUUAAACAGACCUUGCAGACGGCGGUGUCUAGUUUCUUGGGAUUAUGUGAACCAUCAAGUUGACAGCUGGCAUGGCAAGCUUGACACUUUAUCCCCAAAAAACCCUCCGGUCCCCGGCAGCUUGCCCAGUUCUGAGACCUCAUCACAAAAUAACCACAUUAAAAUUUUGGUCUAAUCUCCAUAGAUUACAAAGAGGCCUUUGGGCUCUUUGAUCGGGUUGGUGAUGGCAAAAUCCAGUUGGGCCAGUGCGGAGAUGUGAUGAGGGCCGUGGGACAGAAUCCCACAAAUGCCGAGAUCAUGAAAGUCCUGGGACACCCCAAGCCGGACGGUGAGUCUUGCUCCUUGUCUCACAAGUAGAAAGGGAAACGGACAGGAUGGCCACUUGAGGGCAAUAGAUUCCAAAUUCAAGCAAGCGUACAGUACAGAGUAGUACUAGGCAAAAACUGCAUACAAAAAUGUGUCUAUCAGGAGAAAGGGCUGCUAAAAUGCUGGUGAAUUUUCCUGAGAACCUUUUUAAAUAGAAAAAAAUAGUAAGUUGAUGUGGAAAUAUGGUGAACUGAAUUUAAGAUUGGGAAAACAAAUCUGAGAGGUCUGUCCAUCUUUAGUUAGGAAUGGGGGGGAAGGGUGGGAAGCUGUGCAGGACACAUCAGCCCUGAAGGGUGUUUUCAGACAUGAGGCUGUCAUCCAUUUAGAACUUCAGCUUUCUUAAUACAGCAUUUUUCGCUCUAUAACACGCACCCGACCAUAACACGCACGUAGUUUUUAGAGGAGGAAAAUCCGUAGGCAUGCCACCCAUAGGCAUUCCCUCCAUAACACGCACAGACAUUUCCCCUUACUUUCUAGGAGGAAAAAAGUGAGUGUUGUGGUGCAAAAAAUACGGUAGUUCUACUAUUCAAGCUUGAGUGCUGAUGCUUAUGUUGCCAAAAUGGUACCACCAACAUGCAAGGAGGAGAUACGUGUGAAUGGAUGGUGCCCUUUUGGCUGCAUUAGCCUACGCACUCAUGCUUGAAUAUCAGAAACAGAGAUAUUGUAUCAAUUAAAGGAGAAAAAUAAGGAAAGAAAAUAGGACAAUAGUUGAAACAUAAACAUAGAAUAUAGUAUUCUUUCUUUCUUUACUUCUGUAUAAUUUCCAUACUUUAUAUAAUUUAAGGACGCGGGUGGCGCUGUGGUCUAAACCACUGAGCCAAGGACUUGCCGAUCAGAAGGUCGGCAGUUCGAAUCCCCGCCACAAGGUGAGCUCCUGUUGCUCAGUCCCUGCUCCUGCCUACCUAGCAGUUCGAAAGCACGUCAAAGUGCAAGUAGGUAAAUAGGUACCGCUCCAGCGGGAAGGUAAACGGUGUUUCCGUGCGCUGCUCUGGCUCGCCAGAAGCAGCUUAGUCAUGCUGGCCACAUGACCCAGCUGUACGCCGGCUCCCUCGGCCAAAAGUGGAGAUGAGCGCCGCAACCCCAGAGUCGGCCACGAUUGGACCUAAUGGUCAGGGGUCCCUUUACCUUUACAUAGAAACCCAGUGUAAACAGUGUAGCAAAAGAAGCUGAUGUGUGACCACCUCCUUCCAGUUCUAAGCCUGUCCUCCAUCCUCCCCCAAAACCAUCUGCUAAGCAAUUUUCAGGAUGCCAAAUACAGUUUCGGGUUCACAUUCCAAGUGAAGGAGUGCAGUCCUCAUGGAAUGCAUACAAUCAGCGGACACAUAUUUCUGAGGGUGUAGGCUGGGAAGUGCCCCAUGAAAUCUGUGAGGCAAAGCGCUUGGGACUAGUUUGCUGUUGACAGUCUUUCCUCUUCCUCCUCCUCCUCCACUAGAGCUGAAUUCUAAGCGGGUAGAGUUUGAAGAGUUCCUGCCCAUGUUACAAACUAUUGCCAAGAACAAAGACCAGGGAACCUACGAAGACUACGUGGAGGGGCUCAGGGUCUUUGACAAAGAGGGAAACGGCACCGUCAUGGGCGCAGAAUUGCGCCACGUCCUCGCCACACUUGGUAAGUGCUGCCAAGUGAAAAGGCAAAACUUUCUCACCAGUUUGUUGCCAGAAGGCCCAAGCAGCUUUGGGGGCACACCAAACAUGAGGAAGCCAUGCUAGAGCCCAGAAGGAUCCCAUUUUCAACGCAGCCAUCAUCCCAUUCACUUACUUCAGCUUUGGGUGCAGGUGGAUGUGCUAAACUAGCCAAUGGGCAACGCUGCAAUUCAUCCUUGUUUGAAAUGAUUGUUCAUUCAUAAAUGAACUGGAUGGCCUUAGGCAAGCUGGUGUUGCUUAGGUUAGGUACUGUCUCUCCCAGUGCUGGAUUUACGUAUAAGCUAAAGAAGCUAUAGCUUAGGGCCCCACUCUCUUGGGGGCCCCCAAAAAGUUUAAAGGAAAAAACAACUGGAUGUACAUUUCCAAAAUAUAAGAUAAAAAACAAAUAAAAUAAAGCCUACAUUCAGCAACAGUGUUUUGUGUUGUGUAGGCUCCUAUUUGUUAUGUGCAAAUGGCUUUAGAUACCUAUUAGGUCCAUAAAUUACCAUAUAGCAUAUAUUCAACCUAAAAAACAGUGACAAUUUGUUGUUGACACAGGACAGCUGGACAUAUAAAGGGCUCCAUAACCUUCAGUAGCUUAGGGCCUCAUCAAACCUAAAUCUGGCCCUGGUCUCUCCAGGUACGGUUUUGCAUCCUGAUUUCCCCUUGCCCUGGUACUAACACUAGCCCCACUGGAGACUCAUAGUAUCUCUUCCCCAUUAAGGUUUGGGGGAGUGGCCUUCAUAUAGAGAGGAUGCCCUUGUGGCAGUGAGUUUUUGCACUCUCAUCCACUAUAGAAUAUGUGCAUUAAUAAAUAAGGACUUGCGCUUCUGUUCCAGGGAGGUGCAGUGCACAGCCUGCAAAGAACUAUUAAAAAAGUGAGAAGUCUAUAAAAUGGAGAGAUACUUUUGCUGCCCUUUUUCUCUUAUUUUAUUUUAGAAGAAAGGAUACAUGAUCAUUGUUACCCUUCAAUCUACAGUGCAAGAGGGCUAAGCCUAUAAUAUGUUAGAGGGGAUUUUUCUUCUGGUGGCUGACAACAGAACCACAAGACCGGUGUAAAACACUCAAGCAAAGGUUUUAUUACAGCUAUACAAAAACAACAAACACAAAGCAUGUGGGUGUUCUCUCUCUGCAGGCAAAAUUCAAACUGCGACUUCUGUUCUUUUAUACACAUUACCAGCUGUGUCUAAUCAGCCUAGAAAACCACACCCAGAACUCACAGAAAAAGGUUCUUAAAGCUGUUUGCACCCUUUUACUGUUUCUUGAUGAAUGAUAUCUAUCAUAAUAAUGCAACUGAGUUCAAUGUGGCUUACUCCCAGGUAAGUGGGGUUUUGGUUGCAGCCUAAAAAACUAGUCAUGCUGAUAGACUAGAGCAUCAGGCUUGAACUGGGAAAAACUGAAUUCAAAUCCGAGCUCAGCUACACAGCUGUGUUCCACGCUCCUUCCAAGGAGCUCACAAUGGCAUAUGAUAGAAUUUGCUCUACAAUCCUGUGAAAUGGGUUAGACUGAGAAAUAGUGACCAAAUGUCACCUUGCGAGCAUCGCAAAUGGCAUGGAUUUGAACCCAGGUCUCCUGAUUCCAAGUAUGACCCUCUAAAAAAUGAAAUUCAAAUACCUGUUUAUAUACAUACACACAACACAUACCAACAUUCUGUUUUGAAGAUCAACUGCAAUUGAUUAGAAUUUAACAAAGGUAAAUAUGGUCUAUCACAAAUAUCUCAAAAUCAGAUUUGAUUGUUGAUGCCAUUUACAUCAACCCACCUUCAGUGCAACAAACAAUGUAGUUACAUACACAUUCUUUUUUUUUUUUUAAUGAUAUUUAUUAAGGGUUUGGAAAAUACAGAAAAAGAAAAAGAACAAUAAAAAAAUUGAACAAAACAAAACAAUACCUUACAAUACAUCAAAAAAAGAAAAAACCCCCAAAAAGAACAAAAAAAAUACAAUAAAACAGCAAAACAGCAAAAAAACCCCACAAACAUUUAAAAACACAUCCAACCUUUCCAUGUCUUUACCUUUCAUAUACUUGUUUCAUCGACCUCCUCACACCUCCCUUCUUUGUAUUCUAGUUCAAUUAGCUAUUUCAGCAAGUCCUUUCCAUCUUUCUCAAUUUUCAAUCUAAAAUUUAACUUAAGACAGUCUAACCUUAAAUUUUCCACUUUGGUCCAUUAACAAUCUAUUUUUACUUAGUUCUUUAUAACAUUUCUACUAAAGCCGUAUAAUUUCAUUCCAACAAUUUUUCUAACACUCAUUAAUUUAACAAUAUUUCUCUAAAUAAAUUUUUAAAACUUUUUUCCAAUCUUCUUCCACCGUCUCUUCACCCUGGACUCGGAUUCUGUCAGUCCUUUCUAUCAAUUCCAUAUGGUCCAUCAACCUGGUGAUCUUCUAUCCGAGGCUCUUAACUCUUUUCCAUGUCCCUUCUGCAGGUCUUCUUCAUAUCUAAGCAUGAGCUUCGCUUUGUCUUCUGCUGAUCUUGUUCUUAGUUUCCUUCCUUUGGCACUGAGGAGUAGGUCUUGGGGAAACUCCAACCUAACAAUAUCAUUAUUCCUUCUCGACGGGUCAGCCCACUCUCCAUAGUCCGAACUAAAGUCCAAACGAUAUUUCUGAGCGUGUUUCAAAGUCCCUCCAAAGCUAAAGGCCCCCACAACUCCAAUCUCCUCCUGACCCAAGUCCAGAUCCCAAACCUGCAUAAGGGGAUCUAUCCAACUUUCCUUCUCCAAUCCAAGUGGGACUCCAUCCCUCCAAAUCUGGCUUUCUCUGGAUUCAAUCGUAAAUGGCAACAGCUUAUAUUCGUCAAAUUGCCUCUGAAAGGCCAGGGCUCUAUCCACUUGAAUUACUUGAGGUUCCACGACAACUUUCUCCUUCUUCUUCUCCACAGCUUGCAAUGUCAAAACAGAUUCCUGAAUCAGAUCCUGAGUUAUUUCUGUAUAGGUAUUCACUUUUAGACCCAGCUCAGUCAUUUUUUGUCCCAUAUUGUCAAUUUUAGUAAUCAUCACAUCUAUCUUCUUAUGAGCUGUUCCAAUAAAGCACUUGUUUUGCAAAAUGCAAUCACUAGGGCUUCUUCUGUCAACAUUCUUGUCCAAGGUAAAUCUCAGUUUCCCAUGGUCUUUAAUCUCUGCAGCUGGAAAAUUCCCCAGAUCCACUCCCGCAACAGUUUCAAGAACUCCCUCUAGAGGAAACAAUUUCUGUUUGUAUCCGUCCUUUUAAGUAAAGAUCCGGCAGCAAAGUUAGAUCAAUUUUCAGUUACAUUUGCUUCUUUUCAAGUGCAAAAGGAAACAAUGGAAACAAUAUAUUUCUCUUGUUUAGCUAUCUGUCAGCAUACGUUAUUCGCAGUCAAUGAACUUUCUCAAAAAGUCGAUCUUAUUGACAGCCCGUUCCCAGGUUCAAGGCGAUGGUAAUUUAUCUUCCUUCACUCUCUCUCCUGCAGGCUUAGGCAGUCUAAAAUUUCCCCCCUCUUCUCCUGCUUCCAAGGGGGGUUUAGUAGUUUUAACCGAUGGGGAUUUAAUCCUUUACAAAAGGCUUUCCAGACUUUAGUUUGCAACGUCUUUGCUUUAAUCUAUUUACAAAAAGGGAAGGCGGACUUCCUGUUUGAAACCUUCCCGUUUCGGUGCCAAAUUACGAUGUUUAAAAAUCCAAUUUUCCGUUCUACUCACGGGUAUUUGUUUAGAAUCCAAUUGUCCACAGGACACAGUUACAUACACAUUCUUGAGGUGUUACUGUAUUUCAGCACAAGAUGCAGAUUGAACUACUUGGUAUGCUAGGUGCUGGGCUGGGAUUGAUGGGGACUGAAGGGAAUGUACCCUGACCCCUUCUUCCAUGUGCUGUUCCUCCUCCUUCUCUUUCCAGGUGAGAAAAUGACUGAAGAGGAAGUAGACACUCUAUUAGCUGGGCACGAAGAUGCUAAUGGCUGCAUCAAUUAUGAAGGUGAGAGACUGGGUCUGUUUUUGCAUGAGCAGGUAGGCCCAGUGUCAGAACACUCAUAUUGGACUCAUCCAGACUUCCUAGGCACAGGGCCACACUCUGAAGUACUGUAUCCAAGCGUUCUCCCCCCCCACACACACUUUUGCCCCUUUUCUUUCUUUCCCAGAGAAACCCCGCUCUUUACCACUGAAUCAGAGCAAAUGGCAAUCUGUGGGUAACACAAAUUGCCAUUUGUUCUGAUUCAGCAUUAAAGAGCGGUUCUCACGGGGAAAGUGGCGGGAAAAUAAAAAAGAGUGCUUGGACACAGUGCUUUAAAACAUCGACCUGUGCCUAGAAAGUAUGGCACAAAAGGAAGUCUGGAUGAGCCCAUGACCUUGGCGGGGGGGGGGGCAUCUCCCCCCAAUCAAGUAAAUAAAUAAAAAUACUUAAGUAACUGAUCAAUUGCGUUGCAGAUAACUCAGUUCUGCCCCCUAAAAUACAGCCUGCCUAUGGAUGAUCACUUAGAACAGGUGAGUAGAUAGUUUAGUUUGAUUCAAGAGAAGCAGCGACACUUCCCAGUUUCACAGGGAAAUGUGGUGAUAAAAGUGUAGAUCCUGCAAGCUUGUAUAUCGCAGUUAACUAAAUUUAUAUAUCACUCAACUGUAGAAAAACCUCUAAGCCGUUUACAAAUGAAUAUUAAAAAGUAGGUACUGUACAGAACAUUGCACACAUUAUCUACAAGUUGUGGUAAAGAAUAUGCUUUGCAAGUGAAAAGUCUCAGGUCAAUCCCUGGCAUCUGCUGGUGGAGCUGGGAUUAUACCCCCCUCUGAAACCCUGGAGAGACACAGCCUAUCAGUGUGGACAGUAUCAAGCUUGCUGGACCAGUGGUCCGUCUAAGUACAAGGCAGCUUCCUCUGUUCCUAAGUUAUAUGGGAUGCUGGACUUUGCUUGUUGCAGUUUUCAUAUGCAAACAAAUGUGCAACACUGUGUGGAUGAGGUGCUUAAGUGCCUAGUACUGUUGGUAAUAUAGAAGCCACAACUGCCCCAUUCGACAAUUAGGGCCUCAAUGCUACAUGCAGGGAGCAAUUAGGCACUUCAUGACCUGCUAAUGCCAGAAAGGAAACUCCUAAUAUUUAAGGAGAAGUGAGGGCAGGAAAACAGAUUGCAAGUGAGCAAGUGGGCCAGUUGUCACCAGAGGCAAUAGCUUUGCUAAUGAAACAUCUGUCAGGGAGGGACAAGAGGCAGUAAAGGUAGACUGCUACCUUAAAAUAUCAGGUGUAACACACAUGACAAAGAACUCAUAAGCCACUUACUCUCAGCUGCUUGAAGUGCCAUAACUAGACACUGGAGGCAUCUAUUGGGAGUGAACAUGGACCACUGGUACCAAACGGUAUGGAAAACAGCCUUCCUAGGAAAGCUAAAACAGGAGGAUGCCUUCACCCAGUUUGGCUCUCCUUCAUUGUGUAUGCAAGCCAGCAAGGCAAUAGCCAAUCCCCCCACCAACAGCAUACAAAUCAAUAUGGUUAACCUGACCCAGCAAUACCCCCCCCCCUUGCACACACAGACAAAAUACACUGCAACCAACCGACUGCAACCUACCACACCCUGGGCCUUCUGGUCUCUCACACAGCAAACAAAAAUAAAGUCCCUGUUUGCGUGACACUGAAACAAAAGCUUUGCUUAUAUACUAUACAAAAUAAUGAAAUUCUACUGUCUUCCCCUUUACUCCCCUCAACUCCACAUUUCCUACAAUAGUAAUGUCUCACUGACUUGUUUGAAGGAUUCUAUGACUUGAAACAGAGGCUCUGUAUGUACUCUUGUUACCCUAGAAAAUGUGAUGAUGAAAACAUAUAUGGGGGGGGACAGGUGUAAAAGGCUCACUGGACCAAAAUACUGUGCAUGUGAACGCGGUGGCAGGUAGUUUUAAUUUCCUCACAACUCUUUCCUUUCUCUCCACAGCCUUUGUCAAACACAUCAUGGCAGUCUAAGCGGAAGAGAGUGAGUAUGUGCCUCAGAAAAGAGAGUGGUUAAUUCUGUGGAGUGAUGUGUGUUGCUCCUCCACCCCAUCAGAAAAAACAUUUCCUUCCCUGUAACCUCUUUCAGUAUUGAGCUUUGAGCUCUCUUCUGAAGUUUUACAUUUGUGUGCAGUAUCUUGGAGCCGUGAAGGUGCAAAAUUGAGAAGAUCUGUAAUUGAGAAGAUCCAUAACUGAGAAGGUCCAUUUGGGGGCACCAAAUUUUAGCUUCACACAGGGUGACAUAUUAUAAAAGAUUACCAUAGUCCACCCCUGAUUGGAGGCCUACUAUUAUCAAGUGUGCACACUCCAGGAAAAGUUAAUUGUUGCUGUUGCUUGUUGAUAUAAAGUCAGUUCGCUAUAACUUGUUAGUGCUGAUGUUUGCAAAGACUAGCAUUGCAGAGCUGAUGUAGCCAAGCUGGUGAACCAAGAAUUUUCACCUUCUCAUCAGAGCUCUUGUCUUGAAGAGCUGCUUCAUGCUAACCCUUGCUAAUCUUUGAUACGGACCGUAAUGGACACACCAUCUUUUUUUCUCUACAGACCUGCUGACGGUGGGGUUGAAUAGCUGCACCCUUCAGGCAGGACUGCUAAACCCGUCACUCCCCAGUGGAAUCAACUCCCCCCUUUUUCUACCUUUGUAUAAACACGAUCGACCACCCAACCCUCGCUCAGAGUGCUGGCUGCAAAUGAUGCUUCAUUUAUACCGCAACGUGGGAACAUCACGUUCCUCUGUGGAACCAGAAGGGGGCACCACUGAAUGCUACAGCCUCUAUGAGAAAAACAAAUUUUUAAAUCAUUUUGACUCUCCCAAAACAAUACAUUUACUCCACUGGACAAUAAAGUCGUUGGUUUUCAGCUCUU